AUGGUGUAUACGAUAGGCUCCCUGUUAAUUCUAGCCGGAUUUUCUACGGCAUUUCGGUUAGGGAGCCGAGAUUUAUGUACGAUCAAUUUUUGGAGUAGUAACAAUCCUCUAACUCGGGGUGUGCAAACAAAGAAUUCGACCUGCACCUCUGGUAGUAUACUAUGGAAUUAUCCAGAGGGACGUAUUCGAGUACAUUUCUCUGACGUCCCGGAUCAACUCUGUAUCACACGUGGUAUAGCUGCCGAGGAUGACGUCAUCACAAAUGUUUAUUACGAAGAUGGAGAAAUAGCCCGGGACCUUCAAUUCAACGCCGAUGGUAGAUCCUGCUUCAAUCCCACCGGUAUGGAAACAUCAGUAGUGUUUGAGGGGCCUACAAGAAUGCGCACGUACAUGGCAUCAUUUGCGUACGAGUUGAUCAUGACCUCAAGUGACCUCGGUUUAGUGGACAGAAUGCAGUCUAUGUUAAACAAUUUUAUUCACACAGCAAUUCGUCCAUUUGGCAAUCUUCUACGAAAAUGGAAUAUCCAAAUAAACAUUGAUCAAAUGUAAAAUUUGAGAUGAUAAAAGAAACUGUUCCCUUGGUUGAAACCGUUAAUAAUACUAAUGAUUUAU
Molecule: messenger RNA, 612 nt
Organism: Saccostrea cuccullata (small rock oyster)
Lineage: Eukaryota; Metazoa; Mollusca; Bivalvia; Ostreida; Ostreidae
Exons: 3
Coding region: 1-549 (182 amino acids)
Source: RefSeq, a predicted model, not a curated record